Rubroshorea leprosula is the source of this 4353-nucleotide messenger RNA. The record is from the annotation of a GenBank genome assembly. NCBI's taxonomy places the organism in Eukaryota, Viridiplantae, Streptophyta, Magnoliopsida, Malvales, Dipterocarpaceae.
GAGAAAUAACCUGAAAUUUAACAUGCAUAUUCAGGCUUUCAAAUACACAUUACAUGGAAAAGAAAAAUUCUUCAACAAACUCACAUCAAAUUCACAGAUCUACAACUAAAAAGAGUAAACAAACAACAAAUAUACUGUAUAUAUCGAUGGCAGGAUCUCGAGGCCAGACCGGAGUCCGAUCUGAGGUACCCCACCCAAGGGAUAGUCCCCGGAUCCGAUCUAACUUCCACUAGAUCCCUCGUUUACAGGGUUUACCUAGCAAAAGGAGGCUGAAAUAUCCCCGGAACCUUGCCGGAAUCACCUCGGUUUUUUUAUCUCUCUUUUCUCCCAAAACCCAGAACGAUGAAAACCCAAAAAUCCCCCUGAAAUCCGAUUUUUUCUCCUCUUUAUACCAAAAUUAACAUAACCCACAGUCACCUGCGAUCCUUCGAUCUACCCUUUUCUUUUCUCCCCACCGUAGAUCGGAUAAGACAAAGCCUUUUCACCGGUUUUCCUCCUACAAGCUCUGGUCUCUGCAGCAAAAGCAAAGGACGAAGAGGGGUCGCCGAUUUGUCUGGUGUGCAGAGCUUCUGAGACGUGGGGCCCUCUUGGAAAUUCAAUUCUGUUCGCAAUCUUUCUCUGUGUUCAAGCGUAAUGGCUGAAAUUGCCCUUACCUUCCUCAGCCCUGUCAUUGAGGAGGCAAUUUCCAAGAUAUUUUCGUUUGUUAGGGAACGAAUCGGGAAUGCACUGGGUUUGGAGGAGAAGCUUAAUAAGCUUCGCAGUUCUCUCAAUUUGAUUCAAUCCCUCCUCCAACGAGCUGAACAAAGGCAAGAAAAUGAUCCAGCUAUAAGGGAUUGGCUACAGAAUCUCGAAAAGGUAGCUUAUAAGGCAUUGAAUGUACUGGAUGAGUGUGAGUACAAGGUUCUUAAGCACAAAGUUAAGAAUCGUUGGCAGCUCUUGAAACCUGUCAUCUUUUCUCCCAAGUUUCGUAGUCAUAUGACUAGCGAAAUCAAGCACAUUACUGAUGAGUUGGACUAUUUGCAAGGCUUGGCUCCCAUGAACCAUGAUCAACCUGGUGGUCACAUUCAGCGAAUUGUCAAAUUGUUGCUUAACCUGAGGAGCAGUCAACAUAAGAUCUCUGGCAUUUCCAUAGUAGGUAUGGCUGGGGUUGGAAAGACAACAAUAGCAAGAUCAUUGUACAGGAAAGCAAAGGAAGAAAAGCUCUAUGAUCUAAUGGCUUGGGUGUGUGUAUCUGAGGACUUCAAUGAUCAAAUAAUUUUGGUAGAGAUGUUAGAGCAUUUUGGUGGUAAUGCUGCUCCUAGGAAUAGUAUGAAUGCAUUGCUUGAAGGGCUUGCCAAAGUGUUAGAGAACAAAACUUUUCUUCUCAUUCUUGAUGAUGUAUGGAAUGAAGAUCCUAAAAAUUGGGAUUCUUUCAGCUCUCAUUUGUUCAAAAUUCUAAAAACAAACGGGAGCUCUAUUGUUGCAACAACUUGCAGUGAAAAGGUAACAUCUGUGAUGGAGUCAAUUCCUAUGCAAAGCUAUAAAAUGCAGGGGCUAUCAGAUAAUGAAUGUUGGUUGAUAAUCAAGGAGAAGUUUCUUAGAUCAUCCAUAGAUACUUCUUCAAUGCCUCCAAAUUUGGAAGCUAUUGGACAGGACAUCGCAAAACGAUGUGGGGGUUCACCAUUAAUUGCAAGUGUUAUCGGAGGGACAUUAAAUCGUCAAGCCAAUGCAGAUGCGUGGGAGGCUAUCAAAAAUGAUGAAGCUUGGAAAUUUAAUUCUGGGGCUGGAGAUGAGAUUUUGCCUGUAUUGAAAAUAAGUUUUGAUCGCUUACCAUCUCCUUUAAAAAAAUGCUUUUCUUACUGUGCAAUUUUUCCAAAGGAUUUUGUCAUUGAAAUAGAUGACUUAGUUCAACAGUGGAUGGCUGUUGGAUUUCUUCACCAAUCUAAUGGAAGCUCCACAAUGGAAGAUAUUGGUAAUAACUAUUUUAAACACUUGUUAGCCAAUUCCUUAUUUCAAGACGUGGAAAUGGAUGAAUAUGGGAAUAUCACAUUUUGCAAGAUGCAUGAUGCAGUACAUGAUCUUGCAAUGUUUGUCUCAAAAGGUGAAGUUUUGAUUUGGGAGGAGUCUGGUUGCGAUAUUGAUGAGAAUUCUAAAGUUCGACACUUGAGAAUUAAGGCAGAGGGAAAAGUGUCUCCAACCAUUCCAGGAGCCAUUCUAGAAGGGUUGCAUUCUUUGUUCUCAAGUGUUCAUGCUUUCAAAAGCAUGGCAUCUGAUUUGAAAACCUUGCGAUCUUUAAAAUUAGUAGGAGAUGACACAAAAUAUUUAUCAAAUUCUUUAGGCCAAUUGAAGCAUUUGAGAUACUUUGACAUCUCAAGAACUGAAUUCAAUGUCCUACCGACGUCCUUCACUAAGCUCUUCAAUUUGCAGACUUUAAAACUCAUGCAGAGUUCUCUUCUUCUGAAAUUCCCUAAUGAUAUGAAAAAUCUGAUUAGCUUGAGGCAUUUUUAUUUCAGUAGUGAAAAGCAUAUGCCAAAGGAGAUUGGGCACUUGACUUCCCUUCAAACAUUACCACUAUUUGUUGUGGGAGCAGAAAAGGGAUAUAGAAUUGAAGAACUUGGAUGCUUAAGCCAACUGCGAGGGGAAUUGGGCAUUCGGGGACUUGAAGAUGUAGGAUCCAAAGUUGAAGCCUCUAAAGCAAAAUUAAAAGAAAAGAAAAAGUUGCAGGGGUUGACAUUUAGAUGGAGUGAAAAGAGAGAAGCCAACAACAACAUCAACGAUGAAGAGGUUCUAGAAGGUCUUCAAACUUAUCCAAAUUUGGUUAUUGAGUAUUACCAGGGAAAGAACUUCCUGUCAUGGAGGGAGGGUGGUGUCAAUAGUUCACUCAACAACUUAAUGAACUUGGAGCUAUACCAUUGCAAUGAAUGCUUAUAUCUUCCGAGCCUCGGUCUAUUGCGUAAUCUCCAGUUUCUUAAAAUUGAGGAGAUAAGGGAGGUAAAAAGCAUCGGUAGCAAGUUCUAUGUGGAUCAAAGCAACAGUGAUGAUGGAGUAGGAUCGGCUACACAAUUCCCAGCUUUAAGAGAAUUUAGUGUAGAAUAUAUGAAUAGGCUGGAGGAAUGGGUAGAGGUAGAAGGCGUGACCGUGUUUCCUUGUCUUGAGAAGUUGAUUAUUGAGAAUUGUCCUAGGAGCAUUCCAGAGGAGUGCGUGGGUAGACUCACCUCCUUGAAGCGGUUAUCGCUAGGUGGUUUCUGGUCGGAGUUGGAGGAAUUUCCUGGACUAACGUCCAUUCAUCAACUCCACGCCUCCCUUGAAGAAUUGGUAUUGAUAGGAUGGGAUAAACUAAAGUCUCUGCCACAUCAGCUUCAACAUCUCACUGCCCUCAAGGAAUUGAAGUUAUGGAACUUCAGUGGUCUGGAAGCUUUGCCAGAGUGGUUGGGAGAGCUCUCGUGUCUUCACAACCUGCGGAUUUGUGAUUGCUCUAAUUUGACUCAUCUGCCUUCUAUUGAAGCCAUGCGACGCCUCUCCAACUUACAAUCUCUUGACAUUUGUUUUGUCCCAAAUUACAAGGAAGAUGUGCCAAAGAGAGCGGCCCCGAAUGGGCCAAGAUUUCCCACAUGCCCAACAUCGGAAUAAAUUUUUAGCGCCUCCAGCGGCAAUCCGAAUGAGAGAGUGAGGAUUGGGGGUGGUAUUGACCGUGAUUGGGCCGCUCAGAGUUAUAGAAGCUAGCAAGUCUUCAAAUUCUAUACUGUAUAUUAUUUUCUUUAAAUUAAUAGCUUUUAUUUUUUGGCAUUAAAACACACGGAGUGCGAUUCUUUCAAGUUAUGUCUGAUGCAUCUAAACACAUUAAAGUGUAAAGCUUGAGGGUGUGAGAACCCAGUAGCAGGAGUAAUUACUACAUGCUUUCGGUUUUUAAGUCAACGCGAUACUAUUUUUGUUCGAACUUUCCCAUUAUGUUCUUCCCAACAAUGUAAGACAUGGUGGAAUCAAGGACUUGCAGAAUUAAGGGGGAGAUGAAGAAUGUGAAGAAGAUAUUUCAGUUCUCUUUUCUCUGGUGGACUGUUUGGGAUAUGCAACUAAACAGAAAAAUCAUGCCAAGAUAAUGUCUUCAAACAUAUGUGCCUGCAGUAUAUGCCAAUUGCCAAGAUAUUCCUUUUUCCUCUUACCAUACAAUGUUUCAGUUCAAGUAUACUUGAAACACCUUCAGGGUUCUGUGACAAAGGACUCAUGUGCUGUCUCUGAAUCCUUCUAUCUUUAGCAUGUCUCUUGUGGGGAAGCCUUUCUGUUUCAGGUUAGAGCUUCACUGUUUUGGCAUUUGCUACUCUGCAUAUGUUUUGACUCAUGUAUAGUUUCUAGGGGAAAUGAAGAAUAUGAUUGUGC